Messenger RNA from Papaver somniferum (opium poppy), 3378 nucleotides. RefSeq names its product golgin subfamily A member 6-like protein 22. Lineage: Eukaryota; Viridiplantae; Streptophyta; Magnoliopsida; Ranunculales; Papaveraceae. The coding region runs from base 2033 to 2803 and encodes 256 amino acids. The transcript is spliced from 4 exons. The record is from RefSeq and is a predicted model, not a curated record.
CACUAGACUAACUAGACCUCACCUCACUUCUCACAGUUCCGUGUUUCAGUCAUCAAAGCAGUGCCUUUAUGUACAUCACUCACUCCACUCCAGUUCAAUAAUGCUACUGCUCUGCUCUUCUCUCCUGUUCCUCGCUAGCAGUGCCCUUAUUAGAGUACCAAGGAAGGUGAACUUCAGAGAUAAAUUAGGUUCAAAUUCCAAGAACAGAAUACAACUUCUCCCGCUAAGCAUAUCAAGAGUCGUCUUUGUAUUGUUGGUCGUUAAGUUCAGUAUUCUUCCCCCAAUCAGCUUUCCUAAGCAGGAAAAUCUCUCAUGGAGUACUGGCACUGCAGUAGUGUGUGUCAGUCCUUGGUUAGAAACCCAUUUCUUUUCUUUUCUUCAUUUCAAUUUCAUGAUUAGGGCUUCCACUUUCUUCUCCACAAACCCUAGUUUCUUUGCUUCUCUUCUCACACUAAUGAUCUUAAUCCAGGUACUUCUUCAUCUAAAAUUUUCUGUGAUUUUUACUGUUCUCUGUUCUGAUCAUCUUGGGUUUUUCAUUUUUUACAUUGAGGGGAAAAUAUACAAGAUCACUCCUAAUUUAAUUGCUAGUCUUCUAGGUUUAGAUAGACCAUCAAAUCCUGAAUCUUACCCACCUACUAAUGAAGAUGAGUUGGUUGUCUCAAAAGAUGAAUUCAGGAAUGCUGUUUAUCUCCCUGAGCAUGUGAACUGUAAUGGCCGUCAUCCUAAGAAUGAGAUAAGAGUCACCCAUCUGAAGCCUAUCAUCGCUGUCUUGGUUAAAAUAUUCCAAUCCAACAUUCUUCCUGCAGUUGAUCAUCACUAUGUCACAAACCUGAAGUCAGUUUAUUUGUCCUUUUUACUUGUCAAUGGAUAUUAGGUUGAUACUGCUUUUUUAAUUUGGCUUACAAUGGCGCGAGCUGCUCUAAAAUCUGUUAGAACCAAAGCUGUUCCUUAAGGAAUCAUAGUUGGUCGAUUGUUGUCUUAUUUGGGUCACCCAUUUCCAGCUGAUACUCCAUGUACCAGUGUCCCUAGUACUUUUGAUGUGAAUCUUUUGUAUCGAAAUCAUCUUCCCUAUGAUCCUUGCGACAGUAAUUGCCUAGGUUUGUCUAAACCGCAGUCUGAUGACAUUUCUCCUCCCCUCAUUACGGAUGAUGAUGCUAGUGAGCUCCAAUUGGCACUUCCUAAAGAUCCUCCUAGCGAAUUUGUUUGUUUAUCUGAAUCCAUCCAGUCGCUCAAGGAUACUGAUGAUAUUUCUCUUCCUCUUCCUCCUCCUAGUACGGUUGAUGAUAAUGCUAGUGAGCUCCCGCUGACACCUCUUAAUGAUCCUCCUAGAGAAUUUGUUUGUUCAUCUGAAUCCAUCAAGUCACCCAAGGAUACCAUGGAGGUUAUUCUUUCUCUUGUUGAGCAGCAACAUGAAGAGUUCAUGCAACAGAAAAAGAUGAUUGAACAUAUUGCUCACCAACAACACCACCUUCAGCAGCAACAUGAUGAGGAAUUCGGUCAACAACGGAAGCUAAUUGAUCGUAUUACUACCCAGCAGGACCUCUUUGAGCUGCAACAGCAAGAGAUAAUUCAUCGUAUUGCUCGCCAAGAUGACCGCUUUGAGCAACAAUGUCAGGAGUUUGCGCAACUACAAAAAAUGAGUGAUAGUAUUGCUACCCGACAAGACAGCUUUGAGCUGCGAUUUGAUGAGUUCAACCAGCAACAAAAGAGAAUUCACCGUCUUACAACCCAGCAGGGCCGCUGUGAGCAGCUACAGCAAGAGAUGGGUGGCCGUAUUGCUCGCCAAGAUGACCGCUUUGAGCAGCAACAUGAGGAAUUUGCACAGCUACAAAAGAUGAGUGACAGUAUUGCUACCCGACAAGACAGCGUUGAGGUGCGACUUGAGGAGUUCAACCAGCAAUAAAAGAGAAUUCACCGUUUUGCUACCCAGCAGGACCGCUGUGAGCAGCAACAGCAAGAGGUGAUUGAUCGUAUUGCUCGCCAAGACGACCGCUUUGAGCAGCAACGCCAGGAAUUUGCACAGAUACAAAAGAUGAGUCAUAGUAUUGCUGCCCAACAAGACAGCCUUGAGCUGCGACUUGAGGAGUUCAACCAACAACGAAAGAGAAUUGACCGUCUUGAUACCCGGCAGGAACGCUGUGAGAAGCAACAGCAAGAGAUGAUUAAUCGAAUUGCUUGCCAAGAUGGCCACUUUGACCAGCAACAGCAAAAAAUAACUGAUCGUAUUGCUCGCCAUGAUGACCUCUUUGAUCAGCAAUGUGAGGAGUUAGCGCGUUUACGAAAGAUGAGUGGUAGUAUUGCUACCCAACAGGACAGCCUUGAGCUGCGACUUAAGGACUUUAAGGAGCAACGACAGAGAAUUGGUCGUCUUGCUACCGAGCAGGAUUGCUGUGAGCAGCAACAGAAUCAGAUGAUUGAUUGGAUUGCUUGCCAACAUCACCGCCUUGAGAAGCAAUUUAAGGAGUUUUCCCAGCUACAAAAGAUGAGUGAUUGUAUUGCUUCCAAACAAGACCGCCGUGAGCUGCCACUUGAGGAGUUUAAGCAACAACGAAAGAGAAUUGACCAUCUUGCUGCCCAGCAGGACCAGUGUGAGCUGCAAAAUCAAAAGAUGAUUGGUGGUAAUGCUCGCAAACAUGACAGCCUUGCUCGACGUCAGGAUCAUUACCAGGCUAUGAUGCAGGAUGUUCAGCGUGCCGAACCUAAUCAGCAGGUAAAUACCAUUUGUCAGGAAUGCGGUGACUCGGGCUUUGCUGAGCUCUUAAUUUACUGCGUUUUGUGUCAAACAUCUUGCGAACAUAGGUAAAACACCUAAGAAUGGUGAUAGUGAAGUCAUAUGGAUAUGCGAGGGUUGUGAAGAAACAGCUGGACUCAUACAAGGUGGGCAAGUAACCAGUUUUGAAGAUAGGUCAAACAGUAGAAAGAAACUAAAAUACUGAGUUCACUGAUCCUGUGUGAAGAGGUGAAUGGGGUUUAAAAAGCAAAAGGUUAGAUGUAGACGAGGAGGAAAGAUUUACGCCCUGCCACUUGAAUUCACGAUUUAUGGAUCCUUUGUUUUGUUGGAGAUGUACAAUUAUGACUGUUAACAUCGGAGGAUAGUAAGCUGAACCUUGAGCUAGAACUAGGCCUAGCAGUGUGUAAAUUCAGUUUCGGUGUUUUAUGAAAAUGAAGGGGAGGAGAACAGAGGUUUAAAUAUGCUGGUUGAUGUUCUUAUCCACCCCCUGCAUCUUUUUAUUCCUCUGUGAAAUCGAUAUCAUGUGUAUUUUAGUGGAUUCCCUAAUCUGUUCGCUUGUUACUACUAAUCUGUGGAAUCCUGUAUAUAUGAAGCACUAAUUUGCUCUUAAUGAGCACUUCAGAUGAACUAUCGAUUCCUUUCAUCUC